Molecule: messenger RNA, 5189 nt
Organism: Centruroides sculpturatus (bark scorpion)
Lineage: Eukaryota; Metazoa; Arthropoda; Arachnida; Scorpiones; Buthidae
Product: serine/threonine-protein kinase LATS1-like
Exons: 8
Coding region: 818-4882 (1354 amino acids)
Biological process (GO): G1/S transition of mitotic cell cycle; positive regulation of apoptotic process; regulation of organ growth
Molecular function (GO): ATP binding; protein serine/threonine kinase activity
Source: RefSeq, a predicted model, not a curated record
GAAAGGUGGUACCUUUACUUGCCAAUCUAAAAAAUCCACGUGAUCCCGAAGGAAUGUCAACAACGUCGUUAGUAGGCGGAGUAACUGUCAAUCAACUCAAUUGCUGGAUAUGGAGGAUAAACGGAAUAGUCAUACGCUACCGAUAAUAGGCUUAUUCUGCUUAGAAAUUAAAAACGAUAUAACAUUUAAACUUUAACAGUAUAAUAUUUGCUAUCUAACAAUUAUUAUUUGCUAAGCUAUAAAUGAUUCAAAAAAAUGUCGAAUGAGAUGACGAAGGAUAAAUUCUCCCAACCUCCAACGAUCUCAAUUUCCGUAUAUGAUCUUACUGUAGAUUGAAUUGUUAUCUCCAUAAAUCAAGAGUCCUAUUAAUAAAAAGUCCUUCCCCGAUAAACAUGCCAUCACCUGCUUGUAACGUGACAGAUAAGGAUUGAAAUAUCGAGAGGAGGAUAGGAUUAGGAGAGGACCUACCUCCAAAACAUUUGGCUGGAUGUGGACGAAUUCUUGGUAAAGACUGCAAGCGACCAUCUUAAAAUACCAGGAUGUGUUAUUUUUGGAUGCGAUGCGGUGGAUUGGCCUUGAAGGAGACUCAGUACAGUGUGCAUCUGUCGGCGGUACGACAUUAGUGUUGAACGUGCAGGAAAAUUCUAUCUAUUAAGAUAUGAAGUGGACGGUUCGAUCUUUGAUAAUGAUGUACGCCGGCUCUGUGCUCGCCCAUCGCCCCUCGCAUCCCACUAUCAAAGAAGACGGUUAGGGGAGACAGGAAAAAAGAAAAGAAAAAAACGCUAAUUCGGUGUUCAGUGAGUGUCGCGCGACCCUUAUGAACCGAAGGGAAGGCGAUCGUUCCAUGUACAGGGAGCGAAAAGACGAACCACCACCACCACCACCACCCUCCAAUAACAACAACAAUAAUAACAACAACGUUCAAGUUGUCAGUAUCCAGAAUUUCCCCGUUAUCACCGGUCAGGAUGGGAGGAAACCUACUAAAACCUCUAGAUGUAGUUAUGGAUAUCGUCUCAAGGCCCUUGCCGAGAUUAGAAACAGCCUUUUGCCCUUUGCCACCGGCGAUCUGACCGAAUUGAGUAGUGCCAGUAGUAGUACCACUAGCGAAUGUGGAUGCGGUCAAGUCGACGGGGCAUCGAACGAGUUGGACUGUAAUUCUCAGAUUAUCUUACAACAGUAUGCCAAUUCUAGAGAUGCCGAGGAACCAUCACAUCGGAUAACAAAGCUAUCAUCAGGCAAAUCCAUUGAACCAAAUUUAGAAGGCAAGCAAGAUGCUGUAACAGAAAAUCAAAAACAUGAAAUUAAUGGUCUCACAAGAUCUAAUCUUUUGAAUGCAAAACCUCUUCGGAAAUUAAAUGUUCAAGAAAGCUGUAACCGGGAAUUAUCUAGAUCUGUGGAAAAUUCUGGUAAUGCACAUACAGAUAACUCUGGUAUUAGCAUCACUGGUCUUCAACAUCGAAUUCUUCCUGAUGCACCCAAAUUAAUUGGUGGAAAUGGAAAACAUAUUUCAGAUUCUCAGAAUCAUCAUCAACUUUCUCGACAACAGUCACCAAAUUUUCCACACAAUGAACCUCCUCCACCUCCACCUCCACCUCGAGGGAUACAGGGUCCUCCAACUCCACCUUUAACUCAGACUCCUUAUGGUGGUUUAGUUGGAAAUCAUGUUCAACAUUUUCUAAAACGGAUAUCUCCUGUGCCACAUGCUUCAAGACAGCAAACUGUUGGGUCUUCCUCUUCAACACCACAGCGAGGAACGAGUCCAGUUGCAUUAGGUUGGGCUACUGCUGUGGUAUCAAAUGCCAUUCAAGCAAAACAGCAAUUAGCUCAUCAACUUCAAAAUUUAAAUAUUUACUCUAGUAGUACAUCAUCAUCACGAACUGAACCACCACCACCAUAUCCAUCUAGUUCUUCAUUAUAUUCUUCUUCUCCUCCAUCAUAUGCAUCAUCUAGCUCAGGAAGACAGAGUCCUACACCAACAAUCAGUAGUAGUGAAUAUUCAGUGCCGCCUGUUUUACAGCAUAAGAAAACACCACCACCGUCUGAAAAUUCUAUACAAACACAACAUUCUUAUAACUUUCAAGCCACUUCUGCACAUGUAUCAGUUUCUGCAGCAACUGUUUUGACUACAGCCAUUCCUCGUACUACUUCAUUACAAGCAUGGAGUGUACGUCAAGCAAAAUCACAACCUCCAGUUAUUAUGCAAUCUGUGAAAAGCACCCAAGUGCAAAAACCAGUUCUUCAAACAGCUAUAGCUCCUACUGCUCCAGCUGUAACCACUGCAUCACAUGCAGUAUCAUAUAUUCAACAAACAAAUCAACUACCUGCUUGUUUAACUCUUGCUCAAAUGAAUCAUGCCACACCUUUUUCUUCAGUACAAAGUGUCCCAACAUAUUCUCAAAAUUUACAGGCACCCAUUAAUAGUUCAUCAAAUUCUCAAAUAACUUCUACUUCCUCUCCUGCAGAUGUCUAUCAUACAUUGGCAACUGGACAAGUAACAAAUUCUACAUUUUAUACUUCAAAUGCUCGCAGUCAUUUAACAACAACUGCCAUUCUAACUGCUAGUCAGCAGACACAAACUUCAUCAUCAUAUAUGAUACCAUAUUCAUCAAACAUAAAUUUAUUUACCAAUUCUAACCAAAUGCCCCCUCCACCUUAUACGUCUUCAAUUCAGUCAAGUGGAAUAGCAAAUCUUCCACCUUCUUAUUCAGCUAUUGUUAAAAAUACUGGUAAUUCAUGUGGAGAAUGUGUAACUGUAAAUGCUAAUUUAACAACCAUAGCACCUCAUUUGCCAAACAAACAAAAGAAGAAAGUGAAACAAGAUGGACCAUUAGGUAUAGUAUCUGUGCAUAAUCAACUGGCAUCUACUGUACCAACAACAGAUCCUCCAAGCUAUGAAACCAGCAUUGCUGCAUUAGCUGCACAAAAAGCAGCUUCUUCUGCACUUAAUAACAAUUUACCUCCAUCUUUUACAAAUUCUGGAAAUCCUGUUUCAGUUAAUAUAUCUAUUUCUGCACCAUUAAUUAGUAGUAAAACAUCGAAUCAUCCUACAACAUGUAAUUUAGUAGAUACUGUAGAAAGCAUAUGUAUUUCACAAGUUUCAGCUCUUUCAGAUGCAAAUAAUAUGAGAGUAAAUCUUAACAUGCAAGGUGAAUCUAUGCCUUUUUCUUCACAUUCUUCUUUGCAAAGAAAGCCAUCACCAGUUUCCAUGGAUACAGCAAGUUCAGCAUCAAGAUCAGACUCUCCAGUUUCACAUGGUCUAAGUCAGUCUCCUGUUUCAUUUAUGUCUACCACAUCUACUUCAUCACCAUCAACACAAUCAGACACAACACAAGAUAGUAGGAAAAAUCCUUCAUCACCAUCUUAUAAACUUUCUCAUCAAUCUCCAAUACCUCCAAGAAAAGUCUUAUCAAAAGAAAAGGAGGAGGAAAGAAGAGAAUCAAAAGUUAAAAAUUAUUCCCCAGCUGCCUAUAAAUUUUUCAUGGAACAACAUGUAGAAAAUGUCUUAAAAUUUCAUCAGCAGAGAGAGCAUAGGCGACAGCAAUUAGAAACUGAAAUGGCAAAAGUAGGUUUAUCUAAUGAAGCUCAGCAUCAGAUGCGAAAGAUGUUACAUCAAAAAGAAUCAAAUUAUAUUCGUUUAAAAAGAGCAAAAAUGGAUAAAUCCAUGUUUACAAAAAUUAGAACAAUUGGAAUUGGUGCAUUUGGAGAAGUUGCAUUAGUUAGCAAAGUUGAUACUAAUCAUUUAUAUGCAAUGAAAACUUUAAGAAAAGCAGAUGUUUUAAAAAGAAAUCAGGUGGCCCAUGUCAAAGCUGAGAGAGACAUUCUAGCAGAAGCAGAUAAUGAGUGGGUAGUUAAGUUGUAUUAUUCUUUUCAAGAUAAAGACAAUCUGUAUUUUGUGAUGGAUUAUAUUCCUGGUGGCGAUCUCAUGUCCCUGUUAAUCAAACUAGGAGUAUUUCAGGAAUCACUUGCCCGGUUUUACAUUGGAGAACUUGUGCUUGCAGUUGAAAGUGUUCACAAAAUGGGAUUUAUUCAUAGAGAUAUCAAACCUGAUAACAUUCUUAUUGAUCGAGAUGGUCACAUUAAACUAACAGACUUUGGUCUAUGCACAGGGUUUCGUUGGACUCAUAAUUCAAAAUAUUAUCAGAGUAAUGGGGAACACAGUCGCCAAGAUUCAAUGGAUCCAGAAGAAAAAUGGAAUAACAAAUGCCAUUGUAAGAGUAGUGCCAAUUUAAAACCUUUAGAAAGGAGGAGGCGAAGAGAACAUCAAAGGUGUUUAGCUCAUUCAUUAGUUGGUACACCAAAUUAUAUUGCACCUGAAGUGUUAAUGAGGACUGGUUAUACACAGUCAUGUGACUGGUGGAGUGUUGGGGUAAUUUUAUAUGAAAUGUUAAUAGGACAACCUCCUUUCUUGGCCAGUACUCCUGCAGAAACACAAUACAAGGUGAUUAAUUGGGAAACAACACUACACAUACCAAAAAUGGCAAAUCUUUCUACAGAAGCAGCAGAUUUAACCUUGAAACUGUGUUGUGGACCUGAUAAAAGACUGGGAAAGAAUGGAGCUGAUGAUAUCAAAAAACAUCCAUUUUUUGUUUCCAUAGAUUUUGAGGGUGGCCUCAGAAAACAGCCUGCUCCUUAUCUACCUAAGAUAAGGCAUCCUGCAGACACUUCCAAUUUUGACCCAGUAGACAUGGAUAAACUAAGGAGCAGCAAUUCCAAUUCUAGUGAAGAGAGUCCAUCUGAAGAGGGAUCAGAAAAUGGAAAACAUUCUGAGCAUGCCUUCUUUGAGUUUACAUUUCGGCGUUUCUUUGACGAUGGAGGACAGACUUAUCCUGCAAGGACUAAUUUGGAUGACAAUGAUAAUCAAGGCUCGCCAGUGUAUGUGUAAAGUGUGUCAAAAAUGCUUGUUUCAUUUUAAUUUAAUAUCAUUUACUAUAUAAUAGAAAGAAAUCCAUUUAUCUCAAUAAGAUACUGUUCUGUAUAUCCUUAAUCUUCAGAUCUCAGGGAUAAAAUCAAUACAAAACUGCAAGAAAUCCUCACGGUGUCCGGUGUCAAAACACCUUAAAUGUAUUAACAGAAUCCGGGAUCAAAAGUGACACCCAACAAAAUGUGUAAGAUUUAUUGUGAUUAUGUACUUUGUCAGAAGCUUAGCUAUAGUGAUUGAUUAAAAAUAUCAAGCCGUGCCUUAGAAUAAA